Molecule: messenger RNA, 196 nt
Organism: Acaulospora colombiana
Lineage: Eukaryota; Fungi; Glomeromycota; Glomeromycetes; Diversisporales; Acaulosporaceae
Source: the annotation of a GenBank genome assembly
CCCCGGAAGAUUCUUUGCCUCGCUCGAACUGAAAGCGGUCCUUGCGACCUUGGUUCUCGGGUACGAUGUCAAAUGGGCAGGUGACGUCGCCAAAGAUAAUGGUCACGGGAGUGGGUACGAGCCGAAGGAAAUCUGGUUUGGCGAGAAUCUCUUACCAGAUAUGAAAGCUCGUAUCAAGAUUCGGAAGCGUGUCUAA